AUAGUUAAACCUAAUUUAUAACUACGCCUGACCAUAGUUAAACUCAGGUGGACGCUAAAGGUUGGUUGCGCAAAUGGAGUCGUCGUUAUCAAUUUGGGAAUACACUGUAAUCCUCUUUAUGCGUCCCUUCCUCGCCAUAGCUUUCGUUCUCUCCUUAAUCACUCUAGGUUGGUUUUUGGCAUGGAAAUUGGUGCUGGUUCAUGUUCCGUUGGUUCAAGAAAUUUUUGGCCUGAAAAAGAAACCUCUUCGAUCUAAGCCACAAACUGGUCGUCUUUCCAAAAUUUACAGCACCAUUAAUGCCCCAAUUUCAUCUUCCACUUAGGUGUUGCGGCCGCGUAAAGACUUUCGUGAUCACGAUAUGAUAAUUGGAUUGUGAAAUAAGCAAACAUGGGAACUUGGAUAGUAGGACAACCAUUGACUCGGUGAUUAAUCAUAUGAAAAAUCAGCAGUAAUCAACGCGCCUCCAAAGCUUUGGAGAUGUUUAUAUUAUAUACUCUUUGUACAUACUCCUUCCGUUCCUUUAUAAGUGUCAAUUUCUUGUAAAAAAUUUGUUUUUUUUAAUUGUCACUUGCAAAGUUCAAGGUA
This is a messenger RNA of Lathyrus oleraceus (garden pea), 585 nucleotides long. RefSeq lists its product as uncharacterized. The transcript has 4 exons. The record is from RefSeq and is a predicted model, not a curated record. Lineage: Eukaryota; Viridiplantae; Streptophyta; Magnoliopsida; Fabales; Fabaceae. The coding region runs from base 74 to 322 and encodes 82 amino acids.